Prorocentrum cordatum is the source of this 2626-nucleotide messenger RNA. NCBI's taxonomy places the organism in Eukaryota, Dinophyceae, Prorocentrales, Prorocentraceae. The record is from the annotation of a GenBank genome assembly.
CGGGGAGGCGCGCCGGAGCGGGUCGCCGGGCAGCGACGCCUCGCCCGCGGGGCGGCCCGUGGCCGAGACGCCGAGCAUCCAGGAGCUGGAGACGCCGCUGGCCCGUGACUACUCGCCCACGCGGCCAGCGGCCAGGCUCAAGAGGUUCAUGUCCCAGGGGCCGUCUCUGGCGCCGGACGGUGCGACCGCGGGCUACCCGCCAGCGCCACCGCCGACCAAAGACUUCCUCCUGGGCGACCCAGGCAAGUGGAAGUUCCAGGUGCGGAUGGGCCACCAGAUCGCCUGCGGCGGCACACAUCGCGCGCCCGUGCUGGCGGAGUCUAUCCAGGCGGCCGUGGAGAUGAUGAGGACCGCGCCCUACAAGUACUUCGGCUGCGUCUACCCCCAGGAGGGGUACUCGUUCGCCCCCCGCUUGUACCUGCGAAGCUCCGGCGCGCGCUACAUCGUGACAUCCGUCGGCGUGGCGCAGCCCGAGGCCUACCGCGUCAUCACGCCAGAGUAUGUCCCGCUGUCCGAGGAAGUGCGGGUGGAUCCAGACGAGCACACAGACGGGAUCCUGGCGACAUACAGGGGCAGCACCUUGUCGCCGAGGUGCCCAGGCCGGAGGCAGGGCGUGUGCGACGCGCCCGGGUGCGUGGUCUACUCGCUCCCAGACCCAAGCGACAUCUCGCAGGGACUCGUGGGCGAUCGGUGGCUGCUGUCCGCCAUCUCUGCGCUGGCGGAGUUCGACGGCGCGAUCAGGAGGCUGUUCGCGAAGACGGACGAUCUGCUGCAGCUUCCCUGCGAUGAGUUCAACAGGUACACAGUGACGUUGUACGACCUCAGGACCUGGAAUGCGGUGGAGGUCGUCGUGGACGAGCGCUUGCUCUGGGACGAUGAGUACGGCUGCCUCUUCGGGUGUAGUCCCACGCCUGCUGGCGAACUGUGGCCGUGCGUGCUGGAGAAGGCCAUCGCGGCGCACUGUGGCGGCUGGGACAAGAUCGAUGGUGGAUCCUGCGUGCACGCGUGGCGCAUCCUGACAGGGUGUAGGGACGCGUGCCAGAUACUCCUGGAUAGGGACGGGCUGUACCGCUGCUACGGCAAGUACAAGGCCGACGAGGGCCGCUGGGCGGAGCUGGAGAACUCGCCGCAUGACGGGGACCAGCAGCUGCACAAAGCUGGCUGGCCAGAGGUCGGGGGCGGCGGCGAUGUAGGCCAGGGCAUAAGUGCCGAUGCCCUCUUCGCAAAGCUGUGCGCGUGGGUGGAGGCAGGCUUCCUCUUCAGCUGCCAGAGCCAUCGCUCGGCAUCGAGGGCGGCCAGUGGCGUCAUGGACACCCACGCGUAUUCGGUGAUUGGCGUCAUCCAGGGCGCAGGCGGUUCGCAUUUCGACAUGAUCAAGGUCCGCCACCCAGACGGCUCUGGCGACCUCCCCUGCGGCAUCUGGUCUGUCAACCACGACGGCUUUGGGUGGGAAGAGCACCCAGAGGUCCAUGAAGCUUGCGGCUGCCCAGAAGCUGGGGGCAAUGUCGCUUGGAUGCAGAGGGAGGACUUUUUCGAUGCGUUCUACGCUUUCAACCUGGCUCCAAUUUCCAUGCACGACUUCGCGCGCGGCUGGGAGCGUGGUAGUACGCAGCAGCAGUCGCAGAGAGGCAUCGGCAAGGCCGCCCGGGUCCCCGCGGCCCCCUUUCCCCGUGUCAGUGAGCGCAGUGAGCGCAGCAGCGUGCACCAGCAGUCGCGGAGAGGCAGCGUGGAGGUCGCCCCGGUCCCCUCGACCCGCUCCGCGGCCGGCUCGGAGCGCGGCAGCGUGCAGCAGCAGCAGUCGCGGAGAAGCAGCGUGGAGGCCGCCCCGGUCCCCUCGACCCGCUCCGCGGCCGGCUCGCAGCAGUCACGGAGAGGCAGCGUGGAGGCCGGCCCUGCCCCCUCGACCCGCUCCGCGGCCGGCUCGGAGCGCGGCAGCGCGCAGCAGCGGCCGUGGAGAGGCAGCGAGGAGGCCGCCCCGGUGCCGCCGACCCGCACAGAUGGCUCGGAGCGUGGCAGCGUGCAGCAGCAGUCGCUGAGAGGCAACGUGGAUUCUGCCCCGCUGCCCCCCGCCCCAGUCCCUCCGACCCGCUCCACGGACGUCUCGGAGCGCGGCAGCGUGCAGCAGCAGUCGCGGAGAGACAGCGCGGGUUCUGCCACGGUGCCCCCCGCCCACUCCGUGGGUGGCUCGGAGCGGCCGUGGAGAGGCAGCGAGGAGGCCGCCCCGGUCCCCCCGCCCCGCCCUGCGAGCGGCUUGCAGCGCGGUAGCGUGCAGCAGCAGCAGCAGUCGCGAAGAGGGAGCUUGGAGGCCGGUCCAGUCCCCUCGACCCGCUCCGGGGGUGGCUCCGAGCACGGCAGCGUGCAGCAACAGCAGUCGCGGAGAGGCAGCGUGGAGGCCGCCCGGGUCCCCUCGACCCGCUCUGCGGGUGGCUCUGAGCGCGGCAAGUUGCGGCAGCAGCAGUCGUGGAGAAGCAGCGCGGAGGAGGCCUAAGGCCCAGGACACCUCGCUGAGUGCCAGGCUGUCUGGCCAGUGUCUCCCACGGGCGCGGCUGUCGUGUCUCGCAGGACAUGCAAACUUGGCAUGCACCCGCGUGGCUCCCGCGCCCCCCCGCCUGGCGGAGAAAGGGGC